UACCGGUACCGGUACAGUACAUUGUACCGUUUCCGCUCCUACCGCCGUUCUACGGCACGGAAGCAGCUCAUAACUUCCGAGAGCUCAAAAAGUCGAUUACCAUUAUAGUGUUGCACACAAUACAUUCAUACCGUAUUCAUACAUUCAUCCACGCAUGGUCAAUCAUCGUUUCUCGAGUACAGUUGACAAACCCUACGGAGCCAAGACAGGGAUAAGCCUCAAAGAUGGCCCUGGUGGCUUUGCUGUGGUGGUCUCACAAGUGCACCAGAACAGUCUUUUUCAAGGAACUUCUGUCAGAGAGGGCCAGAUGGUUCUAACGAUAAACGGUGUUUCCGCCAAACGACGACACGCUCGGGAUUUGAGUGAAGUGAUUCAGAAGACCCAAGGAGCCCUGGAAAUCGUCACCACGACUGUGCCACCAGGAGCCAUGCCAGGUGGACAGUGGGGAUAUAAAGAGUAUGGUCAAAUGACAUAUCGGCACGAGCAAUGGAAUGGGAAAACCGAGACACGCUGGAAUCCCAACGCCAAAGUGGAAAGCCGACAACUCUACAAAGCUCCAGAUGGAAAUUAUUACCUAGAAGAUGGUAGAGUCCGCAGAAAAGAAGGAGCUGACCACCCAUUGAAUGUCGUCACGGGAAUCCCCAAACCGCAUCAGAUUUUCUUCAAACCCGACGACCCCAAGAAUGAUCCCUACGAUUUUGGACCCUCCUUGACCAAGUUUGCGCCUCAUUCUGCAUUCUGCAUGGUAUGAACAGUAUGAAAAGACGGCAGUGUAGGUCGGUUCUUUCCUUAUUACUCGUGUCAGUACAAGACUUCCAACCACCAAACUUGCAUUGGGCUAGAUCUAAACCUCAUCUGGUCCAAGACUAUCUAUCUACUCGGACUAUUCAAGAUCCAAGGCUUGUAAAGAUGCCUGUGAUAAGAUGCCAGAUGAGAGACAAAUGUACGCAAUGCAAGCCAACAAUAUAAAGUUAUAGCUUUCGUACAUGUAACAAAU
This is a messenger RNA of Seminavis robusta, 997 nucleotides long. The record is from the annotation of a GenBank genome assembly. NCBI's taxonomy places the organism in Eukaryota, Bacillariophyta, Bacillariophyceae, Naviculales, Naviculaceae.